AUGGCGGCAGAGGCAAGACUUCCCCUCCUGCUCUCUUCGGCGGAGGGUCAGCCUGCGGAAGUGCUCUUGAGGGAAGCUGCAGGGGGAAACCCCCUGGUUGUUUCUCUCCCCCAGUUCCUUGGGAACGCAGCCCAGGCAGAUUAUCCCCCCAGAGAGAGCGUUUGGGUGUACCUACAGACGGUCCACAAAGAGACUACUGCCGCGGCUGCCUCCAGACUGCUUUCUCUCUUGAAAGCUAACGGCCUUCUACUUGUUGCCGCCGAGGGCGCAGACGCUUUCGAGGCCCUGGUCGCCUUGGGCAAGAGCUUCCUCUAUGCAGGAUUCAUUUCUGUAGACGAUCAAGAGAUGCCCCCUGCCCUGCUACAGGCCGCAGAAAAACACCCAGGCCUUCGCGUUGUAAGAGCCGUAACCCGAAAGCCAACCAACAAAGCUCCAAUGCCUCUCGCUCUGCCCCUAUGGGCGGUGGGGGCAUCUGCUGCUGUAGGGGAGUCUGCAGUGGCUAACCUUGUCGACGAGGACUCCCUAGUAGACCUUAGCCAGACUUACCAGCCACUUGGCAAGGGCCGCAGCGACUGCGCAUCGCGCCCUAAGGCCUGCGCUAACUGCACAUGCGGACGGAAGGAGGCGGAAGAGGCGGCAGACAAAGAGGCAUUUAAGAAGCAGCUUGAGACGGGCGCUGUCCGGAGUUCGUGUGGAAAUUGCUACCUGGGAGACGCCUUCAGAUGUGCAGGCUGUCCAUAUAAAGGCCUCCCUGCCUUCCGUCCUGGGGAGAAGGUGGACCUCUCGGCAGCGGCGCGGCUUGCAGAGACCCUUGGUGCUCCCAACGCUGCUGAGACAGCCUCAGACGCAGCAGCAGCGGGGAUCAGCAUAACUAAGGGCAGUAAUAAGGUUGUUCUAGCGUCUCUUGAUGACGACUGUUGA
This is a messenger RNA of Cyclospora cayetanensis, 921 nucleotides long. Its product is annotated as anamorsin homolog. Gene Ontology annotation, cellular component: cytoplasm. Gene Ontology annotation, molecular function: iron-sulfur cluster binding. Gene Ontology annotation, biological process: iron-sulfur cluster assembly. The record is from RefSeq and is a predicted model, not a curated record. The transcript is spliced from 6 exons. The coding region runs from base 1 to 921 and encodes 306 amino acids. NCBI's taxonomy places the organism in Eukaryota, Apicomplexa, Conoidasida, Eucoccidiorida, Eimeriidae.